GUGGUGUGUAGGGCACGUAAUGGAUGGGACCUUCUCGACACCACGAAUCUUUGAGUCGAUCUUCUCGACACCACAAACCAUGAGUCCCGAAACGCACAUUUGCUUGGCAGAACCGUUUCCUCCUUGCGCGAGAUCAGUGCGGCAUUUCAACGGUGUGACUACGAUCCACGAAGCGACCACAGAGGACUUCGACGAGGACCCCUGGAUGACCGUUGUCCCAUGCAGGGACGCGGAUAUUGACGAUUGGUGUGAUGGGAAUUGGGCCACGAUGGAGAGUCGCUGCCCUUGGGCAAGCCAGUACAAAUUCGCCAACAUGUUGGAGUUCGGGAACCUCAUCCCGCUGCCUAAUGCUACGUUGACUUCAUGGUGUGCUGUUCGAUUUGCGUUGUCGUUCGCAGACAGUACGUCUUCUUCCAAGGGCGAGGUGGAGCCAACAGGGACCUCCGUGAAGGAAUCACGAAAAGAUUCCACAAGGCGGUCGUCUACUGCCACGCAGGGGUGGUCGAACCAUUCGAGGUCGAAAUGGUUCAUCGACUGGUGCUGUGGAGAUGCUUCCAACCCCACUGGGCAGCCAUGUGGUCCAGUCAUCUUCAUCGAUGACAGCAGAAGGCGUAGAGUGCUUGGUGCCGUCUUGCGGUGGGAGGACGCAAAGGGGGGCCGGCGACAUUUCUAUAUGCAGAAAGUUUAUGGCGCCAAGGGCAACGUCGUUGCCAAUUCGAAAAGGACAUUGUUGGACCUUGAAUUGUGUGAGGGGUUCGGAGCGGGUGCUGUGAACACCCUGUUCUACAGAGAACUCGUUCUCGGGGGCAGUUUUGUUUUGGCAUGUGAAUUUUUCGACAUGUUGGAGGACAAAAACAUCGCUCUAGACGUCCCCUGCGACGUCAACCCAUCCCUGGAGCUGUCGUUGUCGUUGAAGCUAUGCAGUGGUUGCCAGUCAAGCGGGGCAGCGGCGGAGGGCGGUGAUCUGGGUUCUGGUCCCGCCACUCAGCUGCACCGUGGCGAGAGCCGAGGUCAGUUCGACGACAGCGAGGAUGAGGGGACUGCUCUGUCGUUGAGUGACAUGCGGCGGUCUGUGUUGUCUAUUCCUGGGGUUCAGACUGAUGCUCCGGUUCAGCGGAAGAGUACGGGGCCUGCAGUACAGGUGGCGGCCUAUUCGGAGGUCGACUUGGAGGCGAGCGAGGGACAGGGUGUGGAGGAGGUGGACGAGGGAGGCCUAGGCUCGCAAGGAGCUCCGCAAAAGAGGAGGGGGGAUCGUCGAGACGAGUUUGCCGGUUCUACGAAGAAGUUAAAGAGCAAGGCCCCCAGGACUGCGGGGGAGAAACGCAAGGGGACCGAGGGGGAGCAGGGCCGGCAGGUUGCCAAACGACCGUCUUCGAGACAGAAGCAGCCUGAGUCUGGACCGUCUUCUCCACCGACAACAGGGACUCCCAUCGACGUCGACGCCGGGUACUUCCUCGAGUACAAAGACGGCGUUCGGACAAAGCGGGAGUUCGACAUUAGCCCUGCGCAGGUCGUCGACCUCGGGGACUGGGAGGACCUAAGCGAUGCGGUUGGCGUUCGAAAACAAAGCCCAAUCUUACGAUUUACCAACCCUGAAGCUGGCGUGCUGGGGCUUGAUAAACCGACUCCGGGGACCAAGGCAGAACAUCUGAGGCCGGAGGAUUGGAGGGAUGAGCUGGCGGGACAAUACUACUACAACGCGGUGUGUGGGCAGCACAAUGCGGCUGCAGCGAGGUCGAUGCUCGGCAGCGAGGUGGCCAGGAAAUACGAUUUCGAGCGGUGGCCUGGACGAAUGGUCAACUUUUCGGACGACGACUUCGAAGGGUACUUCCUUGUCAGUUCCCAGGACAACAAGAAGGACCUGAAGGCGCCCCCACGACAGCUGAAGCUGUCAAUGAGGGACAUAAGGUGGCAGUGGAAGCGCGCCGGUUGCCCGCGUGCUGUUAUGGGGAACCCCAUCGGAAAACAGGAUCAGGUCCGGAAGUGGCGUGAAUUCUGUAAUGUCGCACUCAACAUGACACCGCACAACAACUUGUGGAUUCUCGCAGAUCAGCAGGGCGAUGAGGCCAUCAGGAAACAAGGCGCUGCCCUGCGCUCCUAUUUCCCACUGGCGAUGGCAGGGGAGAACGUCUGGAAACUGGCCGUCAAGUUUUUCGAGAAAUGGGAGACAGGCAUAUUGCUCGAACACGACGGCGCAAAGUGGAUCAUGCGGAAGAAGAAAGUCAAAAAUGUGAAGCCUGGGGUUGCAUACAUCCAUAAUGACAAGCUGGGCAGGAAGGAGGUCGUGUACAACGUCCCUAUGGACCCGCUGACAAAGAAAGGCAAAAAGGAGAAAGAGGAGGGCGAGUGGUUCGUGCAAGUGCCAGAGCCGGACGCGCAUUGUUGGAAAACGAUGGAGUCGCUGACAGACAACGAGAAGUGCCACGUCCUGAAAAAGGUGCUCGCUUGCGAGGUGUUUUGGGUACAGGCCGGCUCCCCAGCGUUGGCGAAGCUCGGAAAGUUGAGCGUCCAGGAGGUGGUGAAUCUGGUGAAGUGCAACCGGGUGCUGGUCCGGAAUGAGAGUCGUGGUUUGGAUGCUGAGUUGUGGGAUGGGAGCACGAAAUACGUCACUGACUCCUCGCUGUUCAAGGACUGCCCGCCCUACAUGGGCUGCGACGACGACAGAUCGAUCGAGGCGACGGAGAAGCUGGCCGGUCACAAGAAGUUGUCCGUCGACUGGAGGAAUAAGGUCCUGUCCGUGUUGACUGGCAGUAGACUGAAGAGUCGAGAGAUCGCGCUCGCCGAAGGCAUUGUGCACAUAAAAUGGAAUGACACGGGCAACGUGACAUCCAUCGCGCCAUUCGGCAACGACCCCUUGGAGGCAGACAUAAGGAGUGCGGAGGUGAAGGAGGCAGUGGUUGCCACAAAGAGUCACACCUUCGUCCUCGAUCUGUACGAACUGGUGGACCUGAAGCUUUUGAAACCGCAAGCGUUCGACACUCUGGAUUCCCAACUCCAGACGUGGUGUCCGUCGCAUUGGAUGCUCGUUGUUUUUAUUCUGCGGCAGCAAAACCUCUACUUUCUGGCCUGCAUGAACCAUCUUUCUUUCGUCAAGCUGCUGGAAGGGAAGUGGGUGAGGAGUCAACAGAAGAAAAGCUUCCCCGUCGGGAACAAUUUGUACACGGAAGACGACCGGAUGUACAUACUCUUCAAAGGCGACGAUUUGCGGGUCAACACGUCCAUUGUCUACGAGGGGAAACUGCCGGCAGGCACCGCUGCUGCAGUGCGGGUACCACAGAAGGUUACGCAAACGGAUGUGUCCGACAUCCCAUUCAACGCUUGCGACUGGUUGCAUUCCUCGCCUGCACGUCGGGGCAUUGUGUACGGGGACAUGAAAUGCAACCCUGCCCAAUUCGUUCAGCUUCUCGAAUCCGUCACCAAGAAGGGGGAGGGUGUCGUCUUCCUCGGGAAGCCACACGCGCGGUCAGUCUGGGAAGUACUGAAGGCAGGACGACACGUCAUCGCGAAGAAAGGGAACUCCGAGCUCUUGCAAUUUACAAUUGAUCUCGUCAAAAGCGAGAGAGACACCGACGCCGAGUACGUGCACCGCAAGGACCACAUGUUCACGUUGCUCGACAACUACCACGACGCCUCCCGCAUGAACACGAAGACCUUCCUCGAGAGGUUGCAGUCCCUUUGCUUCGUGGAGUCAGAGGAGGAGCUGACGUUUGACAGUUACUCCUCCUUGAUCUCCACGGAAGACGAGGAAACCACCGACAUCGAGUUCGACGCGACCGCGGACGAGGAGGGCAGCGACACCGAAAGCCUCGACCUGCAGUACGACCAACAUUCCGCGCAGCACGCUACAGGGUUGUCCUUGGCAGGUCCGUCAACAAGCCCAGCGUCCCUUGUGUCACCGAUAGCGAAACCAGCGCCUAGCACUACCCCGAUGAAGUUGCUGCAGAGAAUGCAAGCUCUGGCCUCCGGCCAUCGCUCACUGCGUCCCGGGUCUGACAUCCCGCCCGAUCAUCUGUCUUGGACGAAUGCCAACAUUCACUUCCUGCCUGAGCCUCAAAGUCGUUCCACGGAGGCGGAUUGGGGCCAUGACAUGAUUAAGCAUCCAGGAGUCAUCCAGCCGGCGAUCCAAAAGGGUGAGUGGAUCGUGGUGGUCGCUGUCCCGGACGGAGGAUGGAUGCCACUCCCUCGCGGGUCGAAGUCUGACUUCCUCGACAUCGCUAGAAUUGCGGUCCUCCAGCAAGUGAGGGCCGAGAAUGGCUCUUUCGCACGCGAAGACGUGUCCGUCAUUUCCACAGCCGGGCGAUUGUUCGCCGAACUUCAGGACAAGUGCUGGUUGGAGCUGACGGAGGACUACUACGACCUCGACACGAGCCCCUCCAAAGGAAGGGUGAACUGGAAAAUCCCCCCUCCCUGUGGGAUGCAUUCGAAGCGAGAGGGUGCGGAAGGAGGGCCCGGCGACAGGGAGACGGUGAAGUUCGCCGGGAUACGAACUUCUCCAGGCAAGGCGUGUGGAGGGCCCGGCGACAGGGAGACGGCGAAGUUCGCCGGGAUCCGAACUUCUUCAGGCAAGGCGUGUGGAGGGCCCAGCGACAGGGAGUCGGCGAAGUUCGUCGGGAUCCGAACAUCUUCAGGCAAGGGGGGCCAACCAGGGAUAUUGGUGUUGGCGAGAGGGGCUGCGUGCGGCGGGCGGGAAGCGCAUUCAUCGGAAAUCGACACGGGUUCGGGCGAAGUGGCUGCAUUGCAUGCAGGGGAAGAAGGCAGGGUGAUGGACAAAGAGAAGGAAGUGGAGGAAGGAGACACAGGGGAGGAAUUGGAGGAAGGAGGGGAUGAAGGGGAGGAAGAAGAGGAUGAAGGAGAGGAAGGGGAAGAAACGAAGUUGGCUGGGUUGCUAGGAGGGCAGGAGGGGGAAAAAGGUGAACUCGAUACAGGAGACGACGAACAGACUUUCAGCGACGACGAUGACAGAUCUGGGGAGUCUUCUGACGGAUUCGGGCAGCUGUAUGGAGAACACCGCGAGGAAGACAACGACGACGAUGACACGGCACUGGGUAUGGAGACAGAGGUGGUCACAAGCCUUUCGGCAGAACGUGAUGACUAUGAGGUCCAAGCAAUGAUGUCUGCCGUCGAUCUCCAACACCGGUUCAACGAAGCUCGUGUAACAGUCAGUCUGACUAAACCGAGUGUGUGUAUUGACAUCGAAGAAGUUAUCGACGGCAUCCUGGGCGACCACCACAUGUCCGCGCAGCCGUCCUUGAUGCCUGGUGUCGACGACCCUCUCGACGUCAAACCUUCCGGGGGAUCUGUCGUCGAUUUCUCCCCGACGAGCUCUCCGAUGCUGCCGCCGACCAUCGCCAGCGGAGGAGAAGGCGGGAUCGGGGGACAACAAGAUUGCAGGCCACGGCACCUGGAACAGCAGUGACUGCGAUUGGAAGCUUGCGGGUUUUAGACGACAUUGAACGAGGCUUGGUGCCACCUGACACUGUACUCUCAACCCUCCACGAUGGCCAGUUGCGAAUUGCAGCGAAGGAUAUUCUCACCCUCUCACUUACCGACGGCAGGGUGAAUGAUGAGGUGGUCAACUUCUACAUGGCGCUAUUAGGAACGACCGCAUAUGGGACAAGUGACAUCCCGCCAGGCCUUCGAGUCUUCACCUUUAAUUCUUUCUUCUUCAGUAAACUGCAACUUCAAGG
Messenger RNA from Chara braunii, 5687 nucleotides. The record is from the annotation of a GenBank genome assembly. Lineage: Eukaryota; Viridiplantae; Streptophyta; Charophyceae; Charales; Characeae.